This is a messenger RNA of Eleginops maclovinus (Patagonian blennie), 4517 nucleotides long. It is a transcript of the gene kcnt2b, whose product is annotated as potassium sodium-activated channel subfamily T member 2b. Gene Ontology annotation, biological process: potassium ion transmembrane transport. Gene Ontology annotation, molecular function: outward rectifier potassium channel activity; intracellular sodium-activated potassium channel activity. The record is from RefSeq and is a predicted model, not a curated record. Lineage: Eukaryota; Metazoa; Chordata; Actinopteri; Perciformes; Eleginopidae. Gene Ontology annotation, cellular component: plasma membrane. The transcript is spliced from 31 exons. The coding region runs from base 242 to 3949 and encodes 1235 amino acids.
GGAGGAUGCUGCUGCUGGUGAGACGCAACCAGUUGCUCUCCAGCUGUCUCAGCAAAGUGCAGCCUCCCCCACUACGCACCGACGGAUGACCAUCUUCGACCUCGUCGGGGAUAAAAGUGGAGGUGCUUUCUGACAGCAGAAGGAAAAGGAACGGAGUUGGUUUUGGGGGGUGCACCUCCUCGGUGUGGAGGUGCGGUUCGCGGUGAUAUCUGCCUCUAUCUCUGGGCUCUGUGGGAGAACCAUGGUCGAACUGGAGAAGGAAGUGCUCCCGCUGCCCCCUCGGUACCGGUUCCGAGACUUGUUGCUCGGGGACUGGCAGACCGACGACAGGGUGCAGGUGGAGUUCUAUGUGAAUGAGAACACUUUCAAGGAGCGCCUUAAGCUGUUCUUCAUCAAAAACCAAAGAUCAAGUCUUCGAGUGCGAAUGUUUAACUUUUCUCUGAAAGUGCUGAGCUGUCUCCUGUACAUUGUUAGAGUCCUAUUGGACAACCCGCAAGACGGAAGACAGGACUGUGUAAACGGAGCAAAUUGCACCAAACAAAACACAUCAUCGCAUCCCUGGAGUGGGUUUGACUGGAAACUGAUCAUCUGGGUGGAUCGACCUCUACCGCUGUGGGCGCUGCAGGUGCUUGUGGCUUUCAUCAGCUUUUCAGAAACUAUGUUGCUCGUGUAUCUCAGCUAUAAGGGCAAUGUUUGGGAGCAAGUAUUACGUGUCCCCUUCAUUCUGGAGAUGAUCAGCGCCAUCCCCUUCAUGAUCACUGUGAUUUUGCCCUCCUUCAGAAAUCUCUUCAUCCCUGUAUUUCUCAAUUGCUGGCUGGCAAAACACGCUCUGGAGAACAUGAUAAAUGAUCUCCACAGGGCGAUCCAGCGGACGCACUCAGCCAUGUUUAACCAAGUGGUGAUACUAAUCAGCACCCUGGUCUGCCUCAUGUUCACAUGCAUCUGCGGUAUUCAACACCUUGAACGAGCGGGCAACAACCUGACCCUUUUCGACUCGCUCUACUUCUGCGUGGUCACCUUCUCCACGGUGGGCUUUGGAGAUGUCACCCCCCAGAUCUGGCCCUCACAACUCCUGGUGGUCAUCAUGAUCUUCGUGGCGCUCAUUGUGCUUCCCAUCCAGUUCGAGCAGCUGGCCUUUCUGUGGAUGGAGCGGCAGAAGUCCGGGGGGAACUACAGCCGCUACAGGGCGCAGACGGAGAAACACGUGGUGCUGUGUGUCAGCUGCCUCAAAAUCGACCUCCUCAUGGACUUCCUCAAUGAGUUCUUCGCUCACCCCCGACUACAGGACUACUAUGUGGUGAUCCUUUGCCCAGCAGAGAUGGAUGUCCAGGUCAGGAGAGUCCUCCAUGUCCCUCUAUGGGCCCAGAGAGUCAUCUACCUGCAGGGUUCUGCCCUCAAAGACCAGGACUUGAUGAGGGCCAAGAUGGACGACGCUGAAGCCUGCUUUAUCCUCAGCAACCGGUUUGAAGUGGACCGCAUUGCUGCUGAUCACCAGACCAUCCUCCGAGCCUGGGCAGUGAAAGACUUCGCUCCCAAUUGCCCUUUGUACGUCCAGAUUCUCAAGCCGGAGAACAAGUUCCACGUCAAAUUUGCAGAUCAUGUGGUGUGUGAAGAAGAGUUUAAGUACGCCAUGCUGGCUUUAAACUGCGUGUGCCCUGGUACAUCAACACUCAUCACUCUAUUGAUCCACUCCUCCAGAGGACAAAUGGCUCCCCAAGAGGCUUUCAAGCAGCGUGUAGGAGCCUUUCAAGCCCUAAAUAGGGAGGGCGGUGCAUGUUCAGCAGACCAAUGGCACAGAACCUACCGGCGCUGCUCAGCCAAUGAGGUUCAUCACAUCCGUCUAGAGGAAAGUAAAUUCUUCGGGGAAUACCAGGGCAAGAGUUUCACCUUUGCAUCCUUUCAUGCUCACAAAAAGUAUGGAGUCUGUUUGAUCGGAGUACGUAGAUUGGAAACCACCAACAUCUUGCUGAACCCUGGUCCCUGCCACAUCAUGGGGGCUUCUGACACAUGCUUUUACAUCAAUAUCUCCAAAGAGGAGAAUUCAGCAUUUGUCAGGGGCCACAAGGAGCCAACAUGGGGCGGCACAGGAGGAAAUCCCAGGGGAGUGCACCAAUCCAUCUACCACGGACUCACACGUUUGCCAGUCCACAGUAUCAUCGCCAGCAUGGGUACAGUGGCAAUCGACCUGCAGGACUCCAGUGACAGCAGCCCAGAAAGCCAGGAGCCUGGGAGCACUGUGCUGGGCAGCGGGAGAGGAAGCAGAAGCAGGAGGGAGAUGGGUGGUGCUAACACUUUGGCCCUGCCUGCCAUGGGAGAGUCUGCCGAGGAAAGGCGGCACAGCAUUGCCCCCGUCCUGGAGCUGGUGGACGGUGUCAACAACCCCACCUUCGACCUGCUCGGAGACCAGUCAGAGGACGAGGGAGGAGAAGAGGGCAAGGAGGACAGUGACAGAGACGAGAGCGCCCACUGGUGGGGUCGACACUGCGAGUGGGUGAAGGGAUACCCCCUAAACUCUCCGUACAUCGGCAGCUCGCCUGCAUUGUGCCACCUUCUUCAGGAAAAGAUGCCUUUCUGCUGCCUGCGCAUGGACAAGGCUUGCCACCACACCCUUUUUGAGGAUGCCCGUUGCUAUGGCUUCAAAAACAAAUUGAUCAUCGUGUCUGCUGAGAGUGCAGGAAAUGGACUGUACAACUUCAUUGUGCCUCUACGGGCCUACUACCGACCCAGGAAGGAGCUAAACCCCAUUGUGCUACUGCUGGAGAGCAUACCUGAAGCAGACUUCCUGGAGGCAAUCUGUUGGUUCCCCAUGGUGUUCUACACAGUGGGCUCCAUCGACAAUCUGGACAGUUUGCUGAGAUGCGGAGUCACUUUUGCUGACACGAUGGUAGUUGUAGACAAGGAAAGCUCAAUGAUUGCCGAGGAGGAUUACAUGGCUGAUGCAAAGACCAUUGUGAAUGUCCAGACACUCUUCAGACUGUUCCCAGCUCUUAGUAUCAUCACAGAGCUUACCCACCCAGCCAACAUGCGCUUUAUGCAGUUCAAAGUCAAAGACCACUACUCUCUGGCCCUGUCUAAACUGGAAAAGAAGGAAAGGGAGAAGGGCUCCAACCUGGUGUUUAUGUUCCGCCUGCCCUUCUCUGCAGGGAAGGUGUUCAGUGUCAGCAUGCUGGACACUCUCCUUUACCAGUCAUUUGUGAAGGACUACAUGAUCUCCAUCACCAGACUGCUGCUGGGUUUGGACUCCAUGCCUGGCUCAGGUUUCCUUUGUGCUAUGAAAAUCACAGAGGAGGACCUGUGGAUCCGCACCUACGGCAGGCUCUACCAGAAACUGUGCUCCUCCACUGGAGACAUUCCCAUCGGCAUCUACCGCACAGAAGCACACAAGCUUCCAGUCUCUGAAUCCCAGGUAUCCAUCACAGUGGAGGACUAUGAAGAUACGAGGGAACCCAGAGAGCCCCUGCUGUCCCGGACCAGUGCUCACCGUAACUCCACCUCCUCGGAGCCCGUCUCCACCUCCUCCCACUCCUCAGACCACCCACUGCUGAGGAGGAAAAGCAUGCAGUGGGCCCGGCGGCUGAGCAGAAAGGGGGGUCGGGGCUCCAGUGGGGCCAAGGGGGGUCCCGGCAGUGCGGCAGAGAGGAUCAACCAGCAGAGACUCACCCUGUUCAGGCGCUCUGAGAGGCAGGAGCUCAACGCCCUGGUGAAGACAAGGAUGAAACACUUGGGCCUUUCUCCAACCGGAUACAAUGGGAUGACAGACCAAGGGAACAGACUGUCCUAUAUCCUCAUCAACCCUUCUCCAGACACCAGACUGGAGCUACACGACGUUGUGUACCUGAUCAGACCAGACCCGCUCUCACUCGUACCCAAUCAGGGUAGCAGCAGGAAGUGCAGCGCAGGGACCUCGGAGAGCAACAGGUUCGAUACGCAGGACAGCACCCAUCUGUAAGGGACAAAAACAAACAAAUAAUGUGUUGAACACUGCCAGAGAGAGGAGACACAACAACACAGUUUACAGAGAAUAAAGAGAUGGUGAAAUGGAGAGGGAUGCAGCCAGAUGUCCCAAAGCCCUCAUAUUUUCAGCCUCGUGGACUGAUAGGUGCCAGUCUUGCAUGGACCUUUUCUAUAAUGAUGGGAAUGUUUUAUUUAUGCACCUUUCUAUUUUCAAAGUGGAAAGCUGUGGACACAGAAGUGCAUUUAAUGAAAAAGUGUAUGUAUUUAUAUCUGUGUAUGUGCAUGUAAUGUACUGCAUCACGUGUGUGCAGUGUGUCUGUGUACUGUAUGUAUGUGCAAUUGUGUGAAUGACUGUGCAUGUAUGCUUAUGGAUCAAAAGCAAGAUACUGCCAACAUGAGAGGUACUGCUGCCAAAUGGAAGUCAAGGGAUGUUUUCUUGUGUCCUUCUGUGCCGUAGGUGUGUUUUGUCAGACUUAAUGCUGUUUGACGUAAUUUGAAAGUGACACUACAAUGCACACAUCCCUUUUUAUUUUGUGGUCUUCAUAAAGUCAUUUUGAAACGUU